AUGGAGACCGAAGGCUAUCGUGACGUCCUGGAGACCAGCGAUGGUCACGGGGUAGGCCUGCUGGAUGGAGGGGGCGAGGUGGGGGUGGAAGAGGGCUGGAGCACACCCUACCCUCUGGGCUUCCAGGUGUCUUUGACCACUGUGCUGAUCCUGGAGCUGGUGUUGGGCUUCAGCAGCAACCUGACUGUACUUGUGCUCUACUGUGCUCAGAGCAACCUGGUGGAUUCAGUCAGCAACCUGGUCACAGUCAACCUCCAUGUGCUGGACAUACUGGUCUGUGUGCUGUGUCUGCCACUGACUGUGGCUGUGAUCCUGUUACCAGCUAAUGGAAAUGGAGUCGGCAGCCUGGCCACGCUGUGCUGCUUUCAUGAGGCUUGUGUCACAUUCACCAGUGUGGCCACAGCAGUCAACGUGCUGGUGAUCAGCCUGGACCGAUACGACAUCUCAGUACGUCCAGCCAGUCGUCUGCUGACCCCCAGGCGUGCAGCAUUGCUCCUGGCAGCAGUGUGGGCCGUGUCUCUGGCUGUCUUCUUCCUGCCCUUCCUUGAGGGGGACUUCUUCUCUUUGAAGGCUGAGGGUGGUGAGGAUGAGGAGCCGGAAGGGCACAGCAAUGACUCUGAGCUCACCACUGGGCUGACCCCCAUUUCCCCCACCAUCUCUCCUUCCUCUUUACCCUCAACUCAUCCUUCCUCCCCUUCAAUGCACCUGCCUCCUGUAUGGCAGAACAGGACACUGCUGUGUGUAGGAGGGCAGGGGUAUUACACAGGCAUGGCUAUGUAUUACCACUUGUUACUUCAAGUGCCGUGCUUCUUCAUCGCUGUGGUUGUCAUGUUGUUCACCUACUCCAGGAUCCUGCAGGCCCUCAACAUUCGCAUUGGCUCCCACAUGAUGAGGAGUACGCGUGCGAAGGACUCCGGCUGUAGGAUACGCUGCAGGAGGCAGAGGAGGAAGGAACUGAACCUGCCCACAGAGGUAGUGUCCUCCAACCAGAACCAGAACCUCAACCAUCCCCCUCUCAUCCCCUCUCCCCCCCCUACACCCACAUCUCCCCCACCACUCUCCUCCAUGCCCCAGGGGAUGUCUGACAGUGGAGCAACAGUCACUACUGUCAGUACUGCUGCCACCACUCCCAUUGCCACCACACCAGCCACCCCAGCUUCACCAACCCCAGCUUCAGCCUCAACCCAGACCCACGCCACCUCACCACUGCCUGCCUCCUCCAUGGGUGUACAGGCCUCAGUGUCUGCCAUCAUCGCCUUGAGGCGGGCAGUGCGCAGGCACAGGGACCGCCGAGAGCGUCAACGUCGAGUCCUUAAAAUGUCCCUAAUCAUCAUAUCCACCUUCCUGGGCUGCUGGGCCCCUCUGUCUGCAGUCAAUGUUCUGAUCCUGUGUCUGGGUCCCAGCGACGGCCUGGUGCGGUUACGUCUCUGCUUCUUGGCUAUGGCUUAUGGAACCACCAUUUUUCAUCCUCUGCUCUACGCUUUCACCAGGCAGAAGCUGCGCCGUGCCCUCAAAACACGUGUCAAGAAAAGGGUAGUGUCCCUUCUGCAAGUGGACCCAGCUCCCAGCGGGGGGACAGUUAUUCAUAACUCCUGGGUGGAAGGUGGAGGCCAGAGGAAGAGUCGCAAGCCACGGGUGGAGGCCAGUGAUGGCACUGAUCGAUGUCUCACAGAGGCAGUGAGGGAAUAA
Messenger RNA from Micropterus dolomieu (smallmouth bass), 1689 nucleotides. Its product is annotated as G-protein coupled receptor 22. Gene Ontology annotation, biological process: G protein-coupled receptor signaling pathway. The transcript has a single exon. The coding region runs from base 1 to 1689 and encodes 562 amino acids. Gene Ontology annotation, molecular function: G protein-coupled receptor activity; peptide binding. Lineage: Eukaryota; Metazoa; Chordata; Actinopteri; Centrarchiformes; Centrarchidae. Gene Ontology annotation, cellular component: membrane. The record is from RefSeq and is a predicted model, not a curated record.